Molecule: messenger RNA, 1881 nt
Organism: Eimeria mitis
Lineage: Eukaryota; Apicomplexa; Conoidasida; Eucoccidiorida; Eimeriidae
Exons: 6
Coding region: 1-1881 (626 amino acids)
Molecular function (GO): calcium ion binding
Source: RefSeq, a predicted model, not a curated record
AUGGUUUGCACUGCAUCCUCUGGCGCGUGUAGCGUCGCUGCCGGGGCUCACGACCACGCCUUUGCUCAGGCCAACAUCACAAUAGCAAUUCUGGCCGUAAUUCUGUUCCUAACACUAAUAUUUGAAGUGGCUCAUGAGGAACUUGUGGAAUAUCUGGAGCAUCGUCACUUGCACCAUGUGCUGAAGGUAGUGACGGCCAUUACGAAGGAAGUGACAGUGCUUGGGUUUAUUUCCCUUCUCCUUUUUUUCUCGACGCGCUUCGGCCUGACGAUGGCCAUCAAUGACAAAUUGCUGGGCCAGAGUUCUUUGGAGCGCAUUGGCAUAACGGAGCUGAAGGAAGAAAGCGGAAACCCCUACGCGGCUCCCACUGUUAUAUUUGAGCUAUUUGAAAGCGCGCACAUCAUCGUAUUCCUUUUGUUGGUGACCUUCACAGUCAGCAUCCUCGUGCUGCUGACUCUGUCCGUCGCCAAUACGACAGAAUGGAGACGGUACGACGAUAUGGGCGUCGCGGAGUUUCAGCAGCUCGUGAAGAGCAGACAGGCGUCGGACUCUGCCCUUCGCUUCUGGUACAUUCGUUACCGCUUUAUGAAUCCAUUAACGCCAUUUGCGCCCCACCAAGAAGGUGAAUUCAACUUUGGAGAGUUUCUGUCGGAACGCCUUUCUGAGACGCUUCUGCACAUGGUGGAAAUACCGAUAUCCACUUGGGCUUUGUUUAUUCCCAUUCUGCUUUCUUUGCGACCAGUCUUCGGCUUCAGUCCGAAGCCGCUGGUUGAAUUCCUCGUUUUCGCUGCAGGGGCCCUCUUGUUUUUCAACCUCUUCAUCUUCUGGAGACUCGAAACUGUCUUGAACUACCAAACCCCCAGCAGCAAAGAGAUCGAGGAGUACCUCCGCAGCCUGGCCCAGCCGCGGACUUUGCCGGAUGUGCCUGCAGCGCCAAUUGAGUCGCUGCCUCCAGUAACGCGCAACGGGCCAAUAUGCACGCUGAUCAGGGGCGCCAGGGUAAUGAAUGCGCAGGAGUCGUUGUUCGUGCUGGGGCCCAGAGGUAUCCCUGCCCUGCGAACGUUAAUUCAGCUUUCCCUGUCCCUCCAUGUUGUUGCCAUCACUGCCACUGCGAAGCUGCUGCUCUCCCCGCACUAUCAGCAUAUCAUGUUCGGGGUGUUGGGCUACUGGAGCGGCAUCGCUCCUCUUUUGGUCCUCCUCCUCAGCAUGGGACUUUUCCCUUCCAUCGCAACCCACUUCACCAUCGUCAGCAAUCUCGGGUGCCUCGCCAGCCGCCAGGCCAUCGCCGCCAGUGCCCAGCGCCUUCACUUGCAGCAGUUGGAGCGACAUUUCCAAAUUCUUCAGUUUCUGCGUUACAAGGCUGACACCUUCUUCGCCGCACACCCCGGCCGCGCACGCGAUGAGAUAGAGGAAGCCAGGCAGCUCUACGAAGCUCUGUCGCCAGAGACGCAAAAGGGCUACCAAGACAUAUUCCAUGCUUUUGCUGAACUCGCCGAAGAGCCAAGAAUCCCCCUAACGAACAUUCAUAAGAUGAUUGAGGCAUUCGCACUCAGCGAAAGGAUACCCGACUGCAAAGAGAAAGCUGACGGAUGGGUUGCUGCCCUUGACACCUCUGAGAGCCUCACGUUUCCCGCUUUCACCGCCGAUCUUUUUGACUUCCUCGACGACGACGCCGACGGAUAUGUGACGGUGGACGACUUCAUGGAUAACCUCCGCGGACUGAGGCCAGCUGCCUCCGAAGAGGAAGUCAAACAACUCAUAGCAGCCAUCGCCCACGGUGUCCGAGGGGAAUUGGUCAACUUCUACCAGCUGGCCUCCUGGAUCGAUGAAAUCGAAGACAGAGCCAGAAACUUUCACCCGAAGGGAUCCCCCACUCGCUAG